Messenger RNA from Eurytemora carolleeae, 2267 nucleotides. RefSeq names its product serine/arginine repetitive matrix protein 1. The record is from RefSeq and is a predicted model, not a curated record. Bases 228 to 2153 code for a protein of 641 amino acids. NCBI's taxonomy places the organism in Eukaryota, Metazoa, Arthropoda, Copepoda, Calanoida, Temoridae. The transcript is spliced from 16 exons. Gene Ontology annotation, molecular function: zinc ion binding; nucleic acid binding.
AGAAUAAUAUGUGCUUUGGAGUUUUGAAGUUUGACUUCUAAGAUUAAGAGACGAUGUUUUGCUGAAUUACUAAUGAUACCAUUUAUAUAAAGUAUAUGGUUGUAUUUAAUUUCAUCACUAGCUUCUAAGUCAUAGAGGUUCUGAAUCUGAUAUAAACUGAACUGGUAGAGAUUACAGAAGAGAAUACAGUUAGAUUACACAGGACACAGUUAAAUCUCGGAGGCAGUAUGUACAACCAGCCUCCACCAGCGUUCCCUGGAGGUCCUCCACCACCUCCUCCACAUGAACGACCUUCAAAUUGGAACUCUGGACCUCCAAGACCUCCUCCUGGAAAUUCUUACUAUUCAGGACUUCCUCAUAACCCCCUGGCUCCUAAACCCCCUGGCCCUCCUCCUUCCCGCCCUGGCGGCCCAUUUUCAAUGCCUCCGAUGCCACAUCCCUCCGAUCCCUCCUACCCUGCCUGGUAUAAACAAUGGUAUGAGAUCCAUCUACCAGGUUCUCCUGUAUUCUCCUCUGCUCCACCUCCUCCUCCUCCUCCUCCAACUACUGAUACUCCAGGACCAUCUCCAGCUAAAAAACAAUGUUUAAAUCUAACCUCCCCUCCUCCCCCACCUCCCCCCAUCACAUCUACUUCACUACUACCCUGGCAGGCCGCUAAAAGCAAGGCUGUUAUCUAUACAACUCCUCGGCCUCCAACGCCUGAUCCCCCAGCUCCUCCUCCAGGUCCACCUCCGUUUGCUACUCCAGUACCUCCUUUUGCUGCUCCAGUACCUCCUUUUACUGUUCAAGGAGGUCCUGAAACAGCUCCUGAGUCCUCGAAGGGGAAGAUGCAAUGGUUCUAUGAUGGUGAAUCUUGGGUCUAUGCCGAUAAACAACCAGAGAUAAAGAAAACUGAACCCAAACCUGAGUUCGUGUAUUCCUAUGCUGCUGGGGAGAAUCCUGUUGGGCAAGCUCUCCUAAAUAAUGUCCGCGGAAGAUAUGGGAAAAGAAUUAAUGAAAAUAAACCCAAGGCAGUGCCGGUACGGUGUGAGGUCUGCUCGCUGACGGUCACAUGCCAAGCUACGUAUGAAACGCACAUGGCCGGAAAACCGCAUAAGAAACGUGUUGUACAGAUGGAAAAAUUAAAGAAAGAGGAAGAAAAAAAGGAAGCUGCCCGAUUGGCUCAAGUUGAAUUGGCUAAACUUAAAACAGAAGCGAUGUUAGCUGGUAAAUCAAUUAAGGAGUUGCCGGUAGUAACUGUGCAGCAGACUAUAAAAGAGGAACCAACAAACCCAGAAGAUUUACUGGAAGUUCAACCUAACGGAGACUUUUUAUGCACAAUCUGCGGGUCACGGAUGAAUUCAAAGGAAUGCGCUAACUCGCAUUUGACAGGAGCCAAGCAUAGGAAAAAGUUUGCACAGAUGAAGAAACGAGGAGGUAUGCGACCAACCCCUUGCGGCAGGGGAGUCUCGGUUGUAAAACCAGCUACUGCUCCGAUAUCUUUAACUAAUGUAGUUAAACCCAGCCUUAUCAAACAAGAAGUUCAGGUGAAAACUGAGAAGACAGAGAUAGAAGAAGAAGCUCAGGAAGAAUAUGAUCGAGCUUUUGCUGAAGCGAUGGCGGCCAGUGCAGACAUAGAGACAGCUAAGAAAUCUGCCGAGGCUGCCAAGGAAGCUGUUCUUGCUGGAUCAGCUGAUUUAUAUGAUACAGCUGACCCUGAGAAACCAACAUGGCCGCCACGUGGAAUUCUUAUCUUAAAAAAACCAGUAGGUUUUAACCCAGGAAUAUACAGAUGUGAGCUGUGUAAAGUUAAUUUAUCCAAUGAAGAAAUAAUGCAGUUUCAUCUCAGCUCCCCUGGACAUAAGGUUGAAGUUGCCAAGGAGAACAGUUUAAGCGUGCCUAACCGUGGCAAGGUUUACCAAGGUAGAUCAGGUGCAGGAAACUUCUUGAAAGCACAACGUGGUCGCCGCGGUCUAAUCUCUACUGGAGAAAUGAUGCCGGAAAAACUAACAAAAGCGCAGCGCCGCGAAGAAUCUAAUGAUAUUGCGGCAUCUAUUCAGAACCAUCUUGCUAAACAAACUGGUGAAGUUAAGGUUCUACCUUUACUCAUGAGCUUUGUCAGGGGAGAGACCAUUCAACCAGAACCAUUUUCUGUUAAAACACAACCGAAAUAAAAAAAAAUUUAUUUGGGAAAAAAUAUUGAUUUCCAUUGAUGUGACAAUUGCGUUUGAUUUAUGUUUGUAAUUGUUAUUUAUUUGACACAAAAUAAAGUCAUAUUAUUAACUCAA